Molecule: messenger RNA, 654 nt
Organism: Purpureocillium lilacinum
Lineage: Eukaryota; Fungi; Ascomycota; Sordariomycetes; Hypocreales; Ophiocordycipitaceae
Source: RefSeq, a predicted model, not a curated record
AUGGUGCGCCUCGGCGCCGGCAUGGCGUUAACGAGUACCUCUCCCCGAUGGCGCUUCAAACCGUCGUCGUCCAUGCUGGACCCACCCGCAACAACCUCACCUCAAUCUUUUGGCUGGAUGGAUGGACGGUCAACUCAAAUUUCGCCACGCCUCACUCUCACUCACUCACUCACCCUCGGCCGGGCCGUCCCCGCGCAGCGCAGCGCAGGCUUUUCCUACUGUGCACUCACAUCGACUUCCUCGUCCUCGGUCGUCCGCCCUCCUUGGAGAAGUCCGUCCAGACACCCGAUCGACUGUCGGCAACCACACCUCGGCCGCGGCAUCGCAGAACAUGUAGAGCCCGCCAGCCUUCAACACAUCCAACCAACCACCCAAGCCCCUCCUUUCCGCCAUCUCAAGCAAGCAUACACACACACAUACGAUACCAAGCCGUUGGCCUCCUCCCCCUCCAUAAUAGCAUACAAGAACCUCUCGCCCAAGACGCGCCUCGCCGUCGGUGUCGGCGUCAUCGCGUGGGGCGUCGCUGGGCUUUACCUGAGCGACCGCGCCGAGGAGAAGUUUGGAUAUACCCCGUCAGACAAGGACAAGGAGGAGCUGCGCAGCUGGACGCCCCGCAUCGUAACCGUUGAGAAGCCUGAUCGUGGGGAUAAAUAA